GCCCUGCGCGCGCGCCUCCAGUCCAGCCCGUCGUCCGCGCGCUCGCUCCACACCAAGGAGCGGUCACCGCCUGGCCCUUGAGAUGCAGCGCGAGCGCCUGCUCAAAAUUCUGGUCAUCGGCGACCUGGGGGUGGGCAAAACCUCCAUCAUCAAGCGCUACGUGCACCAGGUGUUCUCCCAGCACUACCGGGCCACCAUCGGAGUGGACUUCGCCCUGAAGGUCCUGAAGUGGGACCAGCAGACCGUGGUUCGGCUGCAGCUGUGGGACAUCGCCGGACAGGAACGCUAUGGAAAUAUGACCCGUGUGUACUACAGAGAGGCAGUGGGAGCGCUCGUUGUCUUUGACAUGACAAGGUUGUCCACAUUUCAGGCUGUCCUAAAGUGGAAACGGGACCUGGACUCCAAAGUCACACUGAGUGACGGGACGCCGGUUCCAGCCGUUCUCCUGGCCAACAAAUGUGACCAUCAAAGUCACGGUUUGUGCCCGAAACUUCCAAAACUGGACAACUUUGCCCGAGAGCAAGGCUUCAUCGGCUGGUAUGAAACUUCGGCCAAGGACAACACCAACAUCGACGCGGCCGUCACGUGCUUGGUGAAAAACAUCUUGUCUGCGGAGGAGGACAAGCUCUCGACGGACGCUGCGAGAAGCGAAUCAGACGGCAACGUAAUAGUUCUUCAACGCUUCGACUACAACAUGAAGGAGAAGAGCCUUAACGGCUGCGCAGGAUGCUCCACGACUAAACCCAGACACGGAGGAAAUGACUGAAACAGCUGGCAGGACCCC
This is a messenger RNA of Nematolebias whitei (Rio pearlfish), 784 nucleotides long. RefSeq lists its product as uncharacterized. Gene Ontology annotation, cellular component: trans-Golgi network; Golgi apparatus; vesicle. The transcript is spliced from 4 exons. Bases 83 to 766 code for a protein of 227 amino acids. Gene Ontology annotation, biological process: vesicle-mediated transport. NCBI's taxonomy places the organism in Eukaryota, Metazoa, Chordata, Actinopteri, Cyprinodontiformes, Rivulidae. Gene Ontology annotation, molecular function: GTPase activity; GTP binding. The record is from RefSeq and is a predicted model, not a curated record.